Cyanistes caeruleus (blue tit) is the source of this 7418-nucleotide messenger RNA. Lineage: Eukaryota; Metazoa; Chordata; Aves; Passeriformes; Paridae. The record is from RefSeq and is a predicted model, not a curated record.
AUGUGCAAAAUUUUUAAAUGUAGGGAGAGUUGUCUCACAAGUCAUUGGCUGAUACAAUCUUUUGAUUUUCUAGCAGUCCCGGGAGAAGGAGCAGAUGACGGUGAUAGCGGGAACGAGAGCAGGAGCGGAAGCGAAGAAACCAACGUCUGUGAGAAAUGCUGCGCCGAGUUCUUCAAGUGGACGGACUUCCUGGAGCACAAGAAGAGCUGCACUAAAAACCCCCUGGUGCUGAUUGUCAACGAAGAUGAACCAGCUCCACCCCCCGCUGAGGAAUUCCCUGAGCCCUCCCCUGCAAGCUCUCCCAGUGACCAGGCAGAGAGUGAAGCUGCUGAAGAAGGCGUCCAGGCAGAAAACAAUGACAGCUCUGAGGUAAAAAACACGGAAAAAGAAGAAGAGCCAAUGGAGGUAGAAACUUCUGCAGAGAAGAGUUUCCAGACUCAAGGCACCUCAAACACAGCUACUCCUCUACCUCAGAUCCCUGAACCAUCUUCCAUGACAAGCUAUAACAUGCCAAACACCAAUGUCACACUAGAGACUCUGCUGAGCACUAAAGUGGCAGUCGCGCAGUUCUCGCAGAGUGCACGGGCCACCGCUUCCGCGAGCAUCAGCAGCGGGGUGACGGCUGUGGCCAUCCCCAUGAUUCUGGAGCAGCUCAUGGCCCUGCAGCAGCAGCAGAUUCACCAGCUCCAGCUGAUCGAGCAGAUCCGCAGUCAGGUGGCAAUGAUGAACCGCCAACCCCUGCGACCAUCCCUCAACCAGAUCGUGGCUGCCCAGGGUGGUCCCGGGCAGGCCUCCAACCAGCUGCAGGGGUUUGCCGCCAGCGCCGCCGUCCAGCUCACUGCAGUCAUUCCCUCAGCCAUUGUGGGGCAGGCCACCAGUGGUCAGCCCACUGCCUUCGACGGCUCCCAGCACAUCUCGAGACCUACAUCUGGAGCAAGUACACCCAGUAUAUCCGGCGGUGGCUCUUCUGCCCUGCCUGAAUCGGGUGUACCUUCCUCCUCGAACGCAAUUACGUCCAUAACUCCCAUUUCUGUGUCAAAUGCUCCUAACAGCGCUUCGCAGCCCCAGAAUGCUUCGACUCCACCUUCAAUAGGACAUGGAAGCCUCACCUCAGUAUCCAGCCUGCCAAACCCACUUCUACCUCAGACUUCAUCAAAUAGCGUAAUCUUCCCCAAUCCGCUGGUUAGCAUCGCCGCAACUGCUAAUGCGCUCGAUCCUUUGUCUGCCCUUAUGAAGCACCGCAAAGGAAAGCCACCAAAUGUGUCAGUGUUUGAACCCAAGUCAAGCUCCGAGGAUCCCUUUUUUAAACAUAAAUGCCGAUUUUGUGCCAAGGUCUUUGGAAGUGACAGUGCUUUACAAAUUCACCUCCGCUCGCAUACAGGCGAAAGACCUUUUAAGUGUAACAUAUGCGGAAACCGCUUUUCCACAAAGGGCAACCUGAAAGUUCAUUUUCAGAGGCAUAAAGAGAAAUACCCUCAUAUUCAGAUGAACCCUUAUCCUGUUCCAGAAUACCUCGAUAACGUUCCCACCUGCUCUGGAAUCCCGUAUGGGAUGUCGCUGCCCCCCGAGAAGCCGGUAACAACGUGGUUAGACAGUAAACCUGUUUUACCAACCGUCCCGACUUCCAUUGGGCUCCAGCUGCCCCCCACUAUACCCGGUGUGAACAGCUACGGAGACUCUCCAAGUAUCACUCCUAUGAGCAGAUCACCCCAGAGGCCUUCUCCCGCCUCCAGUGAAUGCACUUCUCUAUCCCCGAGCCUCAACACUUCUGAGUCAGGCGUUCCUGCGUCUGCUGAAUCCCCGCAGCCUGUUCAGAGUGGCUCAUCUCUGACCAAGGCAGAAUCUGUCACUCUGCCUCCCACGAGCACACGGCUCGGGGACCUUUCUGCAGGUGGGCAAGUUUCUGCAGCUUCCACAUCUUCAAUUCCUACGGUGGUUACAGACAGCAGUGUUGCAACAAGCCUCCCAAACCCUGUGCUUCCAGCAGUGUCUGACCAGUUUAAGGCAAAAUUUCCAUUUGGUGGUCUGCUAGACUCUAUGCAAACAUCAGAAACCUCAAAACUACAACAGCUAGUGGAGAACAUUGAUAAGAAGAUGACAGAUCCAAAUCAAUGCGUCAUUUGUCACCGUGUGCUUAGUUGUCAGAGCGCUCUCAAGAUGCAUUACAGAACACAUACAGGAGAAAGACCAUUUAAAUGCAAAAUUUGUGGACGUGCCUUUACUACAAAAGGCAAUCUAAAAACACAUUUUGGAGUUCAUCGAGCAAAGCCACCACUUAGAGUACAGCACUCGUGUCCCAUUUGUCAGAAGAAAUUUACAAACGCGGUUGUUCUUCAGCAGCACAUUCGUAUGCAUAUGGGUGGGCAAAUUCCAAACACGCCACUACCAGAGGGCUUCCAGGAUGCCAUGGACUCAGAGCUUUCCUAUGAUGAGAAGAAUGUUGACACACUGAGCAACUUUGAUGAUGACAUUGAUGAAAAUUCUAUGGAAGAGGACCCGGAACUAAAGGACACGGCAAGUGAUUCAUCCAAACCCCUUAUCUCUUACUCUGGGUCAUGUCCUUCUUCACCACCUUCUGUGAUCUCCAGUAUUGCUGCUUUGGAGAAUCAAAUGAAAAUGAUUGAUUCUGUCAUGAACUGUCAGCAGCUGACCAGUUUAAAAUCCAUAGAAAAUGGAUCAGGGGAAAGUGACCAUUUGAGCAAUGACUCCUCAUCAGCUGUUGGUGAUCUUGAAAGCCAGAGUGCAGGCAGCCCUGCAAUGUCAGAGUCUUCUUCCUCCAUGCAAGCUUUGUCUCCUGUGAAUAGCAACAGUGAAAGCUUCAGAUCAAAGUCCCCCGGUCUCAGUAACCAGGAAGAGCCACAAGAAAUACAAUUAAAGACAGAAAAACCGGACAGUCCGCCACCCACAACUGAAAAUGGAGGCGCAUUAGAUCUGACAUCCACCAACCCAGGAAGACCGGUCAUCAAAGAGGAGGCUCCUUUUAGUCUGCUGUUCCUGAACAGAGAACGUGGUCCCAGCCAAAGUACUCCUAGCCUGGUCACCAGUACAGCACCUACCAUGAUCAAAAUGGAAGUGAAUGGUCACAGCAAGCCGAUCUCUUUGGGUGAGGUUCCCUCGCUUCCAGCUGGAAUCCAGGUUCCUGCUGCACCACAGACAGUGAUGAGUCCGGGGAUCACCCCUAUGCUGGCACCCCCCCCUCGCCGGACUCCCAAGCAGCACAACUGUCAGUCGUGCGGGAAGACCUUCUCCUCAGCAAGUGCACUGCAGAUACACGAGCGCACCCAUACCGGUGAAAAACCGUUUGGUUGCACAAUCUGUGGUAGAGCUUUUACCACAAAGGGGAAUCUUAAGGUUCACAUGGGGACUCACAUGUGGAAUAACGCCCCUGCACGCCGUGGCCGACGCCUCUCCGUGGAAAACCCCAUGGCUUUGCUCGGUGGCGAUGCUCUCAAGUUCUCCGAGAUGUUCCAGAAGGAUUUGGCAGCUCGGGCCAUGAAUGUUGACCCCAAUUUUUGGAACCAAUAUGCUGCAGCUAUCACUAAUGGACUUGCUAUGAAGAACAAUGAGAUUUCUGUCAUACAGAACGGAGGCAUUCCUCAGCUCCCAGUAAGUCUAGGCGGAGGCGCCAUCCCGCCUCUAAGUAACCUUACCGGUGGCAUGGACAAAGCUCGCACGGGCAGCAGCCCUCCCAUUGUCAGUCUGGACAAAGCAAGUUCUGAAACGGGAGCCAGUCGUCCAUUCACCAGAUUUAUUGAGGAUAAUAAAGAGAUUGGCAUAAAUUAAAAGCAUUCAUUCCGAAUAACUGUUGGACCUCUACUCGACACAACACUUGUCCUGUUCCAUGUACAGCUUUUGAAGCUAAGCAUUAGUUUCCUGACCUAAAUGCAUAGGUUCCCUUUAAAGUUUUACCCAUAGCAGAAAUACAUAACUUUGUGGCUGCUGAAAAGUUGUCUUGCAAGAUCUGCAUGGUACUUCUUUCAACAGUGAGUUUGACUGUUACUGAGAACUUUGACACCUUUUAAUUUAACAGAAAACAAACCAGUCAUGGGAUAACUUCAUUAGAAGCAGAAAGAGGCUAGUCUACAUUCACUUUGCUUCUUACAAAACUUACUAUCACCUGAGAAAGGGGGGCUUCAUUAUGGCAUUCUGUCACACUUAUUUGCUGGUUUUGUUCAAAUUAGUUAGCAACUUGGACAAUGUUUUUAGAAAUCUUAAUCUUAAAUAAGUGAUUUAGUACCCCAAUGCUGUGUAUUAUUACAGUAUCCUUGUCUGUAGUAUUUAUAAUGUUAAGACUAUGCGGGUAACAGACAUUAUACUAGCCCCAAACUUAAAUGAAGCUUUUGUACUGCAAAAUACAUCUGGCUAUGUGAUUUUUCUUUUUUCUUUUCCCUUUUUUUUUUUUUUUUUUUAAAGCAAGUUUUGUUUUACUAUGAAUAAGUGGUUCCUUUCAAUGCAGGCAAAAUUGUGAAGUUUUAUUGGGAAAGAUAGCAUGCUUUUCAUGUGCAAGUACCUGUCAGUAACAAACCUUUUUUUAUUUAAAUAUUUGUAGCUGCUAUGUGGACAGUUGUUCUAUUAAAUGAAAAAAAAAAAAUGUAGUGUGAAUUUUAGCUCAAUGAUUGGAAAACAAGUUACAGACAAACCUUAGCACCAUACAUUAUUCACAACAUUAUAAACAGUUGUGAGUAAAUAUUCCGUGUUAUCAAAGCUGUACAAUAAAAAGGUAAUGUUUGUAUAAUGUGGUUGCAAACUCUUAAUUUAUACUAUUGCACUUUUAGUAUUUUGUAUUAGGGAGGUUUGUCUAUAAUUUGAAAUUGAACAAAGAUGUAAAGUAUUUUAUAAGUAGUACUUUGACUUAAGGAAUAAGGAGGAGGACCCUGUUGCAGUUUAUGUUUUGUUUUAAGCUCAGACAAUGAGAGAUCUUGAUCAAUUAAGCAGAAGAUUGCAGAGAACUGUCAGAUCCUUAGGAAAUAUGGGGACUGCUGUUUCUUAAAUGGAAAUGAUUCAUUUAACUUCUCUAUGAUGCCCACAUAAAAACGUGACCACCCCUGACAGAAUUCUGAUAUAUUUAUCUUAGAAGUGUGAUAUUAAUACAAGUCUAGGAUAGAGGAAGAAGAACACUAUGUAGGUUUAAUUUUCCUGUAAUCUGUUCUGUCUCAUUCACACAUAACCAUGAGAAAGAUGCUGACUCCCUAAUAACAGUGGGGACAAAAAAAAGAACUUUUGGGCAGCAUGAGCAGAAGUAACACACAAAUGCUCUGUAUUUAUUUCCAACUGUCUGAUUAUCUUUUCAGAUUGCUCCAAAGCACAAUGUACUCUGAUUAAUUAAAUAUAAUUUUACGUUGAUUGCAUUGUUGGAAUUAUGCUGAGUAAACAAUGGGAACGGUUCCACUCAUAAGCUGGGGAUGCUGAGGAGACUGGGGCUUAAUCAAAACUUGAACAGUAAAUGUUUUGUGUACUACCUCAUUUUUGUGCAUUACAAGCAUGGUGGAGUUGACACUCUGAACUUCCGUCCAGCAGAAUUGCUUGAGGGACAUUAUGGGUAGCUGGGUAACAGCGCAAGGAGUUUUAUGCCCCUGAAGAACAAAUCAGACAGUGAGGUCUUCUCAGUUGAGACUGAAAAAUAGGACAAUCUUUCUUAUAAAACAGAAACCAUUACUGUAAGAGGAUGGACUAUUUCUGCCAUCAUGUAAUGGAGUGAAAAGAGGUUCAAAGACUUAUUAGCUGUUUGUUUCUGUUGGAAAUGAACAAUGAACUCUACAGCUCCAUUUUCUACAAUGAUGAGAUAGAAAUAUAUAGAUAUAAAUAUAUAUCUAUAUCUGAGCAAAAUUAUAUAUCUGUAACACCUCUACAAUAUAACAUAAUUUUUUUGCCACGGUGUGUGGGUGGUUAGGGGUGUUUCCAAGCAUUAGAAAAAGAAAACUGAGGUGGCUUAAUGUUGCUGUAUUUCAGCAAUUGAAUGUUUUUAUUUAUCUGUGUAAUUUUUGGUGUGACUUUUUUUUGUUAGUAUUUGGUACCAUGUAGUGUUAUCUCUAUUCCCUAAAGAAUGUGUAUAACUUAAAAAAAAAGGAAAAAAUUCAAAAAAAAAAAGAAAAACAGAGAAGAAAAAAUGAAAAAGGAAAAAGAGAAAAAAUAUGUAAAGUGUUGUAAAUAAGACGGUUGACGAUGGUACAGUAAGACUGACCCCAUUUUGUAUUCAGGGCUAGGCCAUUCCUCUCUGCAUGGUGAAGAGAGACACUAUUUUUAUACUGUGAUACCAUGUAGGGCUAGGAGCCUCCCUGAAACAGCUGGGAAUUGUUACCUAGAUCCAAUAUUUUUUAUUAUUAAAUCUUGUUGGCUUGACACAUCUACUGAUUGAAAUGGAUGUCUUAGUCUAGGUUACUAUUUUUGUCAUAUGGAAUUGAAUAAAAUGCAGGAUGUAAUAUUAUUUCUGAAUUGCGUUCCUUGAUUACUCUAAUAACAGAACAAGAUAUGAGACUAGGGUUACUUGUGGUAGAUUGGUGUCAAUGACUUCUAAUCGUUGCAUCUGAAAAUCAGAAUAAGGUCGACACCGUAUAUUCAAACGUUUUUCUAAUUUAUAUUAACAGUGUAAAGGGAUAGAAUUAUUAAAAUCUCUUUUCCAAUGAAAAUAAAUUUUAAGAACAUUUAUCCCAAGGUAGUAGAACAAAAAAAGACACCAAAAAAAUAUUUUUGAGGGGGGAAAACAGACUUCGGAAUGACUACUGUUUCAAAUUGACUGCUUUCUGAACAUUUAUCCUGUACUGUCUAAUGAAAAAGCCUCCUUUUCAGGUUGUUUAAACAUCUGCCUAAUAUUCACAAUACACUGCAUGAUAAAAUUUGUGAACAAAUUUAUCAGGAGCAGUUCAAAUUCUAAAAUACAAAAAGGAAAAAAAUUGAUAACUCGCAUCCGUUCAUUCCAAAUGACAUAACCUAUAUGUUUAAACACAUAGUUUUGUUUUGUCUUUUUUUUCAAUAACCUCAAUUAUCAAAGCAUGUCUAACUUUAUCCAAUUUUUUUUUUCACAUUGAUUUAAAUGAAAGUAUUUACAUUCUUAAGGUUAGGCAUGUGGUUAAGUAUCUCCUGCAAAAAAGCUGUAUGUUUGAGUAAACUCCAAGCUGUUAUAUUCCGAUGGUGAAUGCCUGCUGCAUUUAAAACAGACAAAAGAUAAAUAAAAGAGAAAAAUCUGUAUUAAUCAUUUUUCAGUGGCCUUGUUAUGCAGAUACUGUGUUUUAUAAGACGAACCCAAAGAAGGUAUGAGUUUCCUCAGGUGACUCAACAACAAUGAUAGAUUUGUGCUUUUCUUCCUCCGUGCACGUCCCUGAGUCUUGCUGAGAGAAAACAUGAUAUGCAAAAGAGAAGAAAAGCAAAGGAGAGCUGAUAGCUAUGUUUCUGUUCAAAACACAAGAGGAAAAUUACCUGCU